AUGGAGAAUAUGGAGAAUUUGGAGGACAUACAUCAGGGACCCAUGAGUUCAAGCACCAAUCCAAUAGCUAAAUAUGGAACGAAAACGGCAUCAGGAAAUGCCCGAAUUUUUAACUGUAAGCAAUGCAAUAGAGCCUUUACAAGAGAAGAACAUUUGACAAGACAUACGUUACUGACACACAACAAGUUGAAGCCAUUUGUGUGUGGAAUAUGCUCGAGACCUUUUUCUCGAAGAGAUUUACUUUUAAGACACGCCAAGAACCUUCAUCAGGGGUCCGAAUUGGCCGUGAGUAGGAUAAGGAAGCUGUAUAAGAGAAGUACAAAGGAGGACGACGAUUCGGAUGAUUCCAAUGAACAUUCUGCCCCCACUAACAUAAAAGAUUCUACGCCAAAGUCCGAGACUGCGAUCAACGAGAAUCCGGUAGUACAGUCACUAGAGGGAAAUAAAGAUUAUGAGUCGCCAGAGAAAAAGAAGUUGAAGAUGUCGGUUAAUAUGUUAGUAAGUUAA
Debaryomyces fabryi is the source of this 507-nucleotide messenger RNA. RefSeq names its product Try4p (gene TRY4). Gene Ontology annotation, cellular component: chromatin. NCBI's taxonomy places the organism in Eukaryota, Fungi, Ascomycota, Pichiomycetes, Serinales, Debaryomycetaceae. The record is from RefSeq and is a predicted model, not a curated record. The transcript has a single exon. Bases 1 to 507 code for a protein of 168 amino acids. Gene Ontology annotation, biological process: regulation of transcription by RNA polymerase II. Gene Ontology annotation, molecular function: DNA-binding transcription factor activity, RNA polymerase II-specific; RNA polymerase II cis-regulatory region sequence-specific DNA binding.